GAGAGGAGGGGGAGGCGUGCACAUACAAAGACUGACAGAGAGGAAACACGAGACAUUGACCAUGGACGUCGUCCUUUCUACGUGAGAGCUGACCGAGCGUGUUUUGAGGAAUUCCAGUUGGGUCGUGCGAGCCUCUGUCUGUCUGUCUCUCUGCCUCUCUCUCUCUCUCUCUCUGUCGGGUUGUUGUUGAUUUCAAGAUAAUAACAGAAACUCCACAACGAAGGUUAACACCUUUGCACGUCGGGGAUCUUUUCUUGAUCCAUACUACGGGAUAACCCAGAAGCAGUUUCUUGGCAGAGAAGCUGUUGCUUUGGCUCCUCCUGAUAAUUCUCUAUAUCUCGUUCAGCGUUGGUCCCGUUCCUCCCUUUUUGUUUGGCGAGGAGGCCGAUUUGCGCCGGCUUCCGGAGAUUUAUAGAAGCGGAAGGCGUGCGAAGAUCGGCUUGAAUUAACUUCGGAUCACGCCGAGUCAAAUCUGUUCUCGUCUCGCAUCCGAGUUCCUCGUUUCUUUCCCGGUAUCUCUCCGGAUCAGAACUUGGUGAAUAAUCUGAAACAGAUGGGAGGGAUCGACACAAACAGCGAUGAUUCAUCGCUCAAUGCACGGACUGGUCCACCAGUAGCACCUCCAUUACCUGGUCCGGCCCUGACCAAAUGUGCCAGGAAGGGAUUACAAACGGAGGGAGCGCCUCAAAGAGGCGAUUGCUGCAUCUCGACAACAGCGAUCGAUCUGUGGGAGCGACUUUUUGAUGAAGGCUAUAAAGCAGAUGUCCGAAUCCACACCGACGAUGGUGGUGUCGUCUAUGCACAUGCUUGUAUAAUUAGCAUGGCAACUCCAGUAAUGAAAGGCAUGCUGAAGAAAUCAAAAAGAAAGGGUCGUUAUCAAGUAUUAUCGGUCAGCGGAGUUCCUCAUGAAGCCGUUCGUGUUUUUGUUCGAUUCUUGUAUUCAUCCUGUUAUCAAAACCAAGACAUGGCUGAGUUCGUCGUGCCUUUAUUGGUGCUCUCACACUCAUUCGUGGUUCCUCGGCUCAAGCAAAUCUGCGAGCAGCAACUCGAGCAGGGUCUUCUUAACAUGGAGAACGUCAUUGACAUUUUUCAGCUGGCGUUGCUCUGUGAUGCUCCUCGUCUGAGCUUCAUCUGUCACCGCAUGAUCGUGAAGAACUUCAAGGAUGUGUCAGCCACCGAAGGAUGGGCUGCGAUGAAGCAGAGUCACCCCUUACUAGAAAAAGAGCUACUAGAGGGCGUCGUCAAUGAAGACCAUAGUGCAAAGGAGAGGAUCAGAAUGAAGAAUGAGAGGAAGAUCUAUUUGCAACUAUAUGAAGCGAUGGAAGCUCUAGUUCAUAUUUGUAGAGACGGGUGUCGGACGAUUGGGCCCCAUGACAAAGUCUUCGAGAAGGACCAGCCGCCGUGCGGCUUCGAGGCAUGCACAGGCCUAGAAUUGCUGAUCCGCCACUUUGCGGGCUGCAAGUUACGGGUUCCGGGCGGUUGCAUCCACUGCAAGAGAAUGUGGCAGCUGUUGGAGCUGCACUCCCGCCUCUGCGCCGAUUCAAAUGUUUGCCGAGUCCCUUUGUGUAGGAACUUCAAGGACAGGAUCAAGAAACAGAACAAAAAGGACGAGGCCAAGUGGAGAAUACUUGCGAGAAAGAUCUUGAGGACAAAGACCAUCGGGGUAUCGCCGUUUUUUACAUCGGCAUGUGGGAGUUAAUUCUGGAAGCAAAUUCCGGGAUUCUGUGUGAUGUCAAUCCAAGUGUAAUAUGUAAUGUUUAUAUGCAAUAAGAAGCCUGCAUUGAAUCUGGUGGUUUUGGAUGCA
Syzygium oleosum is the source of this 1804-nucleotide messenger RNA. Its product is annotated as BTB/POZ and TAZ domain-containing protein 4. NCBI's taxonomy places the organism in Eukaryota, Viridiplantae, Streptophyta, Magnoliopsida, Myrtales, Myrtaceae. The transcript is spliced from 6 exons. The record is from RefSeq and is a predicted model, not a curated record. The coding region runs from base 554 to 1699 and encodes 381 amino acids. Gene Ontology annotation, molecular function: protein binding.